AUGGGAUUUUUUCUUCAAGAUCUUCAUAACAGCAUACUCGAGUUACAUGCUCAACACUUUACUGAACAUACGCAUAUGAGUUCAUAUACUGUUUAUCGUGGUCAAGAACUGUCGCAAACACACUUUGAUCAAAUGACUCGAAUCCAAGGUGGAGUACUAUCAUUUAAUAACUUUUUGUUGACAAGUCUUGAUCAAGAACUAUCUCUUGCCUUUGCUCAGAGUAAUCAAAAUUAUCCUGACCUAAUCGGUGUACUCUUUGAAAUAACUAUUAAUCCAUCAACAUCAACUACUCCUUUCACCAACAUGCAUGGCGUCAGUUCUUUCAAGGACGAACCAAAAAUUCUCUUCUCCAUGCAUUCUAUUUGUCUCAUUGGAUUCGUGAAACAAAUUGAUGGAAAUAAUCGUCUCUGGCAAGUCGAUUUAACAUUGACUAGUGGCAACGAUGCAGAUCUUGUUGCACCUACUGAACAAGUAUGCAAAAAGACUGACCCUGAUGCGGAAGGAUGGAAACGUUUGGGUAUGUUACUAACUAAACUUGAAAAUUUCGACACAGCUCAAGCACUAUAUGGUGUCUUUCUUGAUCAAACAAUGCCUGAUUACGAAAAAGCAUAUACUUAG
Rotaria sp. Silwood2 is the source of this 618-nucleotide messenger RNA. The record is from the annotation of a GenBank genome assembly. Lineage: Eukaryota; Metazoa; Rotifera; Eurotatoria; Philodinida; Philodinidae.